Molecule: messenger RNA, 3654 nt
Organism: Balaenoptera musculus (blue whale)
Lineage: Eukaryota; Metazoa; Chordata; Mammalia; Artiodactyla; Balaenopteridae
Gene: AGA
Product: aspartylglucosaminidase
Exons: 8
Coding region: 91-1023 (310 amino acids)
Biological process (GO): protein deglycosylation
Cellular component (GO): lysosome
Molecular function (GO): N4-(beta-N-acetylglucosaminyl)-L-asparaginase activity
Source: RefSeq, a predicted model, not a curated record
CGCGAGUUCCGGGAUCCCCAGCCGCGGAGGUACGGGGGCCCGGGCGGCCGUGGGCCUCGUCGGGCUUAUUCUUGGCGGCGGCGGGCGGCCAUGGCGCGGAAGCCGAGCCUCUGGCUGCUGCUGUCGCUGCUGCUGCUCUGCCGGGCCCCGGUGUGCAGCUCCGGCCCGCUGCCCCUGAUCCUCAACACUUGGCCUUUCAGGAAUGCAGCCGUAGCAGCGUGGAGGACGUUGGCGGCUGGAGGGUCUGCGCUGGACGCGGUUGAGAGCGGCUGUGCGGCGUGUGAGCAGGAGCGCUGUGACGGCACCGUGGGCUUCGGCGGCAGCCCCGACGAGUCCGGAGAGACCACCCUGGACGCCAUGAUCAUGGACGGUACUACCAUGAACGUAGGAGCAGUGGGAGACCUUAGACGAAUUAAAAACGCCAUCGGUGUAGCACGAAAAGUACUGGAACACACGACACACACGCUGUUAGCAGGAGAGUCAGCCACCAAGUUUGCCGAAAGUAUGGGGUUUAUCAACGAGGAUUUAUCUACCGAUGCUUCUUGUGCCCUUCAUUCAGAUUGGCUUGCCUGGAAUUGCCAGCCAAAUUACUGGAGGAAUGUUAUACCAGAUGCUUCAAAAUACUGUGGACCCUACAAACCACCUAGUAUCUUAAAGCGAGAUGGUUCUACCUACAAAGAAACGGGAGAUAGCUACGGUCAUGAUACUAUUGGCAUGGUUGUCAUCCAUAAGAUGGGAAAUAUUGCUGCUGGUACAUCUACAAAUGGUAUAAAAUUCAAAAUACCUGGCUACCAAGCUGUAGAGUAUAUGAGAAGAGGAAAAGACCCAACCACAGCAUGCCAAAAAGUGAUUUUAAGAAUCCAGAAGUAUUUUCCCAACUUCUUUGGGGCUGUGGUAUGUGCUAACGUGACUGGAAGUUAUGGUGCUGCCUGCAAUAAACUUUCAACAUUUACUCAGUUUCAUUUCAUGGUUUACAAUCCCCUAAAAAGUGAGCCAACUGAGGAAAAAGUCGACUGCAUCUAAUCCAUCUUUUCUGUCCGCAUCUAUAUUUAAAGAAGAAAGAAACAGAGGCUGAAAAGGCUACUCACUGUCAUCGUAUAAUGUGCCUCAUGUAUUCUAAAGUUCUUUGUGUAAGAUAAGCACAAAAAUUUUAUGCUAAAAGAGCAUUUUCACUUUCUACAUCUGAAAAAUUUUUAUUAUCUGUUUUUAUUUAAGCUUUGUAUAUCCCCUGAAAAUGAAUAUGUGUGUGUAUGUAUUUUGUAUAUGUUUAAAUUUUGAGUGAUAUUUGGAUUUCUGCUCAGUGUUUCAAGAAAUUGCUCCUUUGGGGAUUUAGUUCCAUAGUGAUAUAGUAAAGCCACAAGAAAUAAUCUAUAUUUGGAUACUUAAAAUAAUUAGAGUAGCCCAGGUUUUUAGACCCAAAGAAAGAAGUAACAAUGAGUCACAGCAUGAUAAGUCCUGACUGAAUCUCAGUACCUUAGAGUAAUAUGUCUCUUAUCACUGGUUAUCAGUUGUACAUAACGCUGUCUUCUAGCCUGAAGAGGAAAGAAUGCUGUUAAUCAUAAAGGUGCGUUUUGUUUAGCACGUAUUAGAAAACGUGGGCCGUCUUCUGACGAGCAACUGUGUUGAUUUUCUUGGGCUUUUUCCUCUGGUGGUACUCUCAAUGUGUGAAGGUUUUUAGCCACCAAAAAAAAUCUCUGACCUUUUAGCUACAAAUAUUUAGUAUUGAUAAUUUCUUCCGAAAAUGAUUUAGGGAACUUGAUCUGUACUGUGGUUUUACUAAUCUCUUGUGCAGAUGUUGGUGGUUUGAAUUAGCAGUGAGUCAGUAACUCUCGUCUGCCUUGUUUUCCUGAGCGCUCGGUCAGCCGUCUGCGGACAACUAGACAGGACUGUAAGUGGGCUUUCUCAGUACCAUCUUUGCCUUCAUUACCUUCCUUUUACAUCAGGAGUCAUUAAUAAAACUAUGUACAGUGUUGUCCCCCACCUUCAGUAUAUCUGCUCCGUUUUGUCCUACACUCAUCUUAAGAUUUAAUGCUCUUUGUAAGUUAGGGCUAGAAAGCUGUAGUUUUGAGAAUGCCCUCAGGUCACCUGUUCUCAGGCCUUGCCAUGUGUCAUCACUGUCUGGGGAGCCUCUUCCCAAAUGCCCUCUGCUCUGUCCCACCCAAUCAGAGUCCUCACAAAUGGGAACUUGAAAGCUGGACUCGGCAGCUGCUGACGGCAGCCUGAGAGCUAAUAAGGAAGCAGUCCCGCAGCCUCACACUCACAGAGCGGAAGGGGAAAUCUGACUUUUGUGGGUUCCCCCAAGGCACCUCGACUUGCUGACAUCUGAUACGGGGCCUUGGAACAAGGGAAAAGCAGCCAGGUUUAAACUGGGAAUGUAUUUAUAUCAAGACGAAAUGCCUGUUCUGUGCGUUUGCCAUCCGCGGACAUGCUAGGCAGCCAUGCAUCACCAGAAAAAUGAGUUUGAAGGUCUUCAUGGCCUGUUACUCCCCAGCAAAUUAGAAGUUUAGCCGAUCCUGAUUUAUAGAAUUCUGACCUGAAGUUGUUAGACAUACAUAUGUGCACUAUAUACACAUAAACAAAAAAAGGGUCUGUUUCCAUUACCAGCACUCAAAUGAUCCCUUUUGGUUUCAAAAGGCAAAUAAUAAGCAUAAUGCAUUUUUAAUUGAGAUGUCAUACAUAGACUAUAAUAUACUUUUAAAGCCCAUAAUUUUUAAUUGUUGGACUUCUUUUUAAAGUGUUAUUACAUCUGAUGCUUGGUAUUUGAAUUUGGAGCUAAGAACAUAAUUGAACUCAGUAUCUUAAUAGUUUAAUUAACUUCAUGUGAAUUAAAAACUGAUGACACAAAUAUGUAUCUUAAUUGGAUGCUAAUUAUGAAAAUAGAUUAAGACCUAUUUAUGUCACUUUACUGGUCAUAUUUUAAAAAAGAUUCCUAGACCUUUCAAAAAGCUUCUAAAAAGGCAUAUUUAAAAUUUUGCUUGUUUUCUUGAGUAUUAUGCUAUUUAUGUGUUACUCAGUAUAUACUCAACCCCUGUCUUAGGAAGUUAAAAAGAUGAGAUAACAAGGUCUACAAAAAUUGUUCAUCUGCGAAUUGUUUGUGCCCCAUUUGUGCUAUAUGAUGAGUCUUUUCAUAUACAACCCAGGGUCAGCCAGUAAAGAGGUGCCAUAUUUCAGUAUUUGGAAAAGUAUAGCCAUUUGAGGGAUAAAAUCAUUGCCACAUUCAAAGUGGAUAUAAUGGGGAAAGUUAAAGCUGCCAUCAUCAACCUAUUUGCUUCUGAGUUAAAGGGACAGGAAGUCAUAUAGUUCUAAUGCAGGGACAGUGCACUAAAGAGUUGGUCAACUGAUUUAAACUUGUGACCUUUCUAUGCUGUGCAUUAGACGUGGUUGCUCACGUAUUCUCUUUAAUUAAAAUUUGGUUUCUAGAAUGUGGAUAAUAUGAGAAAAUCAGGUAUUAGAGUAGAUGUGGGAAAACAAAGUCCCUACCAAUUGCCAGCAAUCUGUCUCUAUUUCUUUCUAACUUGUGCAAAAUCCUUAAACACCAUAAAUGUCAAAACACUUCUUUCCAUUCCUAAAUAAAACCAAUGUCAUUUGUCUUCCUGUCCUGUUCUGUUUAUGGUAAUAAAGGCUGAUUGAAAAUUAAACCAAAGAGUUAAGAAU